AUGAGCGAUGGUCGACAUUAUACUCCUGUGUCGCUUCAGUCUUCAGUAGUAGGUACCGCUUCAGCCGAGGAGUUAUCCGAAAAUUAUCAAAAAUUAUUCCAGGAAUUCUCUCGAGAUGAAUGUAAAAUCAAAGAGCAAGAAUUGCGUUCUUCACUCCAACAACUCGAUCUUUUAACUUUCCACAAUCAACGAUUAACCAAACGUAUUGAAAGCCUUCAAGAAACGAGCUCUGCGAAAUCGUCACCCGGUUGGUUAAUUGGUUCAGCAAAAAAAGAACUUGAAAGGACGAAAGUCCUUUUAGAAACUACAAGUGAAAAAUUGACAAAAGAAAUCGAUGAAAAUGAAAUUUUACACAAGGAACUUUAUGAGGCCAAGAGUUUGUACUCUCAACAUUCGAACGUUCUUGAAACCAAGAUUUCAGAAUUAGAAAGAAAGGCCGAAGAGCUCCAGAUUGAAUUAACAAGAUCACAUCUUGCUAGCGAAGAUGCUUUAAGUACAUUACGUCAAGAAAAACGCGAGCUUGAUAAUGAACUCGAACAAACAAAAACAGAAUUACGCAA
Messenger RNA from Dentiscutata heterogama, 560 nucleotides. The record is from the annotation of a GenBank genome assembly. NCBI's taxonomy places the organism in Eukaryota, Fungi, Glomeromycota, Glomeromycetes, Diversisporales, Gigasporaceae.